Molecule: messenger RNA, 825 nt
Organism: Naegleria lovaniensis
Lineage: Eukaryota; Heterolobosea; Eutetramitea; Acrasida; Naegleriidae
Exons: 1
Coding region: 1-825 (274 amino acids)
Molecular function (GO): protein binding
Source: RefSeq, a predicted model, not a curated record
AUGGAAGGAAGUGGAAUUUCUUGUUUUCAUUCAGCCUUGUAUGUGAGAACAGCCGACGUUGCUUUUGAUCAUCGGAUGUUAUUGAUUGGAAGAGAAAAUGGGUGGGUCAAUAGGGUCGUAUUUUCAUACAAAGCUUUGGAAGCUUCGGUGAUGAACGAUGAACGUGUAGUAGUGAAUCCGAUGAUCAAAAACAAUGAUGGUGCUGAUUCAAACAUUUUUCUAUUGAUUGAAAAUUAUAGAAUUCACCAUCGUGAUCGGGUCAAUUCUAUUCAAUAUAUACCUGAUUUGGAAAUGGCUAUUUCUUGCUCGGAUGAUCGAGUUUUCUUUUGGAAAUUUGGUGAAAAUUCAAAACAAUUAUCAAACACGAAUGCAUCUCCAAAAAUUGUGUUCAAAUAUUAUGCGAGUUUCAAGAGAAAAAGUCGUUUUUUUGGAGUUUCAGUAUUUUCGUCAAAUAUUGCAGUUGUGUUGUGCGAAGAUGGAACUUAUUCUGCAUUCUCGUUGAGUAAAGAAAGUUCAACAGAAUCCAAGUGUGUGAACAUUUUAACAAAUGAACAAAAUAGUGUUGAAACAAAGAAAACACCUCACAAAUCAAUACCCAAUGCAAAACAAAGUAAUGUUAGUAACAAAAAAUUGUUACACAUAGCCUGUCAUGACAUCAAUGAGUCCCUUUGGACGUUAUGGGAUGAUGGCUCUAUUUUAUUGCUGGUAUUGCAAAAAAACGAGUUCCAACCUUGGAUACGAAGGUUAAGAAUCAGGAGUUCCAUAGAACAAUUUAAAGGUCAACAAUUACUGGAAUUGACAUUUCACCAGACGGAUUUCUGUUAA